This is a messenger RNA of Gasterosteus aculeatus aculeatus (three-spined stickleback), 2047 nucleotides long. The record is from RefSeq and is a predicted model, not a curated record. Lineage: Eukaryota; Metazoa; Chordata; Actinopteri; Perciformes; Gasterosteidae.
AACAAUUCAUUCAGCUGAACUACAGAAAACUGAGAGUGCCGAUUUUUUUCCUUCAGGAAGAUCAGCCUUUUUUUCCCUUCCCUGAAAGGGUUACCAUGGCCAUACCCGUGUCUGUUAUUGUUGCUUCCAGUGGAAUAAGUCAGAGUCCAACUAUAGAAGACUUAACAAGGGGAGCACAGACGCUGAGAGGGUUGGUUCUUACAUUUACCCACAUUCGAGGACGUUGUGGCCAUAAAGAUCCAGACCAAGAAAUAAGGAGCCCAGAGGUGCAGCCACUGACUAUUCCUGAUAAGACAAGGCGUCACUGAGAUAUCAGCAUGGCAGAUUAUGCAGAAAAUGUCAGCGAUUAUUCAGACUAUUAUGAUAAAGACAACACCAACAAUAACAGUCCUUGCAGCACCACCGCUCUGAUGGAUUUUGGCAAGGUCUUUCUGCCCACCUUCUACAGUCUGGUUUUCGUCCUUGGCGUCAUAGGCAAUGGUUUAGUGGUGUGCGUCCUGGUGAAGCACCGCCACAAGACCAACUUGACAGACAUGUGCCUCUUCAACCUGGCUGUCUCCGACCUCGUCUUUGUCUUCACGUUGCCUUUCUACUCUCACUACUCCGUGGUGGGUGAAUGGCCUUUUGGAGACUUCCUCUGCCGCUUCGCCUCUGGCUCACACACCACUGGGUUUUUAAGCAGCAUCUUCUUUAUGGUUGCCAUGACGCUGGACCGCUACAUGGUCAUCAUGCACGCUCACAAGGUGGCACAAUAUCGCACUUUUAGGGCAGGCAUCGCUCUGACCGCCUUUGUUUGGACAAUGAGUUUGUGCUUCUCCCUGCCGGCCGUCUUCUUUACGAAGGUGACGAACGAGUCCACCGGAGUUGCCUGCACCUACGAACCAGAAAACGAUGCCUGGAGGCUCUAUGACAUCCUCAUGAAGAAUGUAUUGGGCCUUGGGAUUCCACUGUUGGUGAUGAUAGUUUGCUACUCCAGGAUCAUCCCCAUACUGCUGAACAUGAGGAGCACCAAGAAGCACCGCGUUGUCAAGCUGAUCAUCUCCAUAGUGAUCGCCUUUUUCAUGUUCUGGGCCCCAUAUAACAUUUCCAUUCUCUUGGAGUUUCAGAAAUUGUCGACUGAUUGCAACUCACUCCAAAGUCUUAAGCUGUCGAUAAUAGUGACCGAGACCAUUGCUUAUUCUCACUGCUGCCUGAAUCCCAUCAUCUACGCCUUUGUGGGACAGAAGUUUAUGAGACGAGUAUUGCAGAUGUUGAAGAAAUGUGGGUCUGGGUUUCUCCCCUCUACAAGAGAAAAUAGCUCACACAGGAAAAGCUCAGUUAUGUCCAGGUCCUCUGAUGCCACCACCAAUUUCAUCAUGUAGGAGGUGGAUGGUAGAUUAUUUUUUAUGGACAUGGCUUACAGGGUUGACACAUUUUGCUCUGCUUAGUGUUGUUAUUACUGAGUACAAUAUUGGCAUUGUUCCUACUGUAAGAUCUGUUUGGGCUCUUCCAUUUUCCACCAACACAGUUUUUAGUCAUCAGCAUUGUCUAAGCUGAAAACGCUGCAUGUAUGUGUGUAUGUCAUCUUUAUCUUUUUUUUUUCUUCUAUCUUUAGACCGUUGGAUUUUUACUUUCAUUGUGUUGUGUGUAUCAUAACUUGUUAAAAGGUUUUUAAUGCCCCUCCUUUUCCUGCUUAACAAUUGACUGUAAACCAUGAACCUUUUGUUUACUAUUUUCUCAAUUUGGUUUCAUGCCUCACAUUUUUACCAUUUAUUAACUUGUUUUUAUUAUUUCUUGUGUCUUUAUUUCGGGAACAUAGUUGUCCCAGUUAUAUUACUUUAAUGUCAGCGUUAUUUGCAAACAAUCUAAAAUUAACUCCUGUUUCAGCUUUAUGCUUAAUCUUUUCUUGUUUGUUUGUUUUAUUUUUUUGGUAUAGUAGUUUAGAGUUCCAUCUCUAAAGAGUAUCCAGUUAUGAUAAUGUUGAAUUGUGAUUUUUCUUCUCGCACGCAACAAAUCUAAAGCACAACACAACUUUUUUUUAAUUUAAUAAAAAAGUUAUGCGCCAUAA